Liolophura sinensis is the source of this 990-nucleotide messenger RNA. RefSeq lists its product as uncharacterized. Lineage: Eukaryota; Metazoa; Mollusca; Polyplacophora; Chitonida; Chitonidae. Gene Ontology annotation, molecular function: microtubule binding. Gene Ontology annotation, cellular component: ciliary basal body; cytoskeleton; sperm flagellum. The coding region runs from base 58 to 990 and encodes 310 amino acids. The transcript is spliced from 7 exons. The record is from RefSeq and is a predicted model, not a curated record.
CUGCAAACGAAGUGAACCAGCCGAAAGUGAAUCCGCAAAGGCCAUUCUUCUGUCACUAUGGCGGCGUCAAGUUCCCAGUCGAGCAGUGAACAGGGAGUCAAAGCGGAUGAUGGUAUUAAGAAGGUUCGAUUCAGGAGUCAGGUUCAGCGCCAGUUCAAGAGGAAGGGCACGGAAGGAGUCACUGAAUAUAAGGAUAGGUACCGCUGGUUCACAUUUCAAGAGUACUCUACUAAAUUCAAACCCAAAUCCAAGCUCGUCUGUAAAGACAAAGAGAAGAUGGAGUUACAAACGUCUUAUGACAGGAAUUACGUGGAACAUCAGAUCAAGAUGAGGGUUCAGCAGAAGCCGACACCAUAUUGUCCUCCAGUAGGCAAGAUGAAAGCCAAAACAGUCUACCAGGACACUUUCACCAAAAAGGAGCCGGCUGACAUAGUUCCGUACGUUCCCAGCCUGCCUUUUCGUGUUCCCGCCAAACGAACGGACGUUGUGUCUGAGUAUCAGACUGCCUUUAUCCCUAUGGAAUCUCAGCGAACAAAGGCAUGUAAAAUGAAACAGGCCAUGGAGCUACCGGCGGGGAAGAUGAACGAGGUGUCCACAAUUCAGCACGAUUACAAAGAACAUAAAAAUUUCAAAAGAGUCCUGCCUAUCUACCAAGGCAGUCGACAAGUAGCCGGAAACUGUCCUUUUCCGAACAUCACCACCUAUCGGGAGACAUACGUUCAGAAAGGCAAGGAUAAUAAAAAGCCAAAAUACUGUCAGUAUGGUCCGGCGGCCAAAGCCCCACCAGCGGCCACACCACCCCCAGUCUCAGAUAAAUGGCAGGCUAGCACAUGCGGAAAUGUACCCCUGAGUACCACAUACAGGGAGAGUUUUGUCGGGGAGAGUGCCGAGCAGCGGAGAAUCAGGCGUCUCAACAUGAAGAAACCGCUGGAGACUGAAGGAUUGGAACAAAAGUCAUUUUCCUGGAACUGGGCACCUUACGGAAACUAA